Messenger RNA from Menidia menidia (Atlantic silverside), 2409 nucleotides. The record is from the annotation of a GenBank genome assembly. NCBI's taxonomy places the organism in Eukaryota, Metazoa, Chordata, Actinopteri, Atheriniformes, Atherinopsidae.
AUGAAGCUCUCAGCUGCAGUCCUGUUGGCAGCGGCCAUGUUGGUGGGAAUACAGAAGUGUGCUUCGUCGCCUGACAUCAUCGCAAACUAUUCAUCCAGAAAUUUGUCCUCCGUCCCAACAGACCUGCCACAGACGGCUAUGUCUGUAAACCUUUCAUUCAACCACAUACAUCAGAUUCACGGAGGAGACUUUAAAAAUACUACCCUUCUGAAGGUCUUGGAUGUGUCGUGGAAUGGUUUGGAGCUGAUCGAUGCAGAGGUUUUUCUUGACACGCCACUUUUGGAGGAUCUGGAUCUGUCACACAACAGACUCCUUAACCUCUCAGGACAGCAGUACCUGGAGCACACAGGGAACCUUAUGGUGCUGAACCUGGCCUUUAACUGGUUCCCUGACAUGACGCUGGGCAGCGAGUUCGGUCUCCUGGAAAAACUGGAGACCUUAACGCUUGGAGCAAAAAACAUCAGUGUGGGCGACUUUACAAACAUUGCCACGGCAAAAUUGCGUGCCCUAAACCUUUAUGUGGAGGAGGAACUUAACUAUGAAGCGGGCAGCCUCAGCGACGUGCACGCUCACAGGCUUCAGGUGGUCAGUGAUGGUAGUCAAGCGGGGCUCGGUGGCCUGUUGGGUGACGCUCUGUCAUUCUUUAUUGAAGUGGAGAUAAAGAAUUUGGUGGGAGGCCUCCAACUGUUGGAGGAGCGGUUUCAUGAGAAAAAGAAUCUCCGCACAUCUAACCUUUUUCUCAACAACAUUACAAUUCAGUGGAAGCAUUUGACUGAUUGUGUUAAUGCAGCACUUCGCACCUCUAUUGCCCAUCUGAGCGCUUUUGAUAUAGUCAUACAAAAUCCACCAUAUGUUGAUACCAAGGUUACUGAGACAUCCAACAUGACGUCCUUCACGAUUAGAAAGGCAGCGGUGAACUCUUUCUUCUUCUCUCAGGAGGCAAUGUAUAACUUCUUUAUAAACCUGCCAGUCAAACAUAUGGCAGUCAUAGACACUGAAAUCAUAUACAUGACCUGCCCAAAGCAACAGAGUCCUCUCAUAGAGCUGGAUUUCUCCAACUGUGCUCUGUCUGAUUCCAUGUUCUCCAGGGUGGACCAUGGCGAAACAGUUGAAUGCGAGACUCUGGUUAAUUUGACUAAGCUGUUGCUCAUGGGCAACAAUCUUAAGAACCUCCAGGUACUGAGUGAACGUGUUAAAAACAUGAGGUCUCUGCAGCACCUGGAUCUCAGUCUCAACUCCCUUGUUUAUGACGGUUGGUCUGAGUGCACGUGGCCACCAAACAUCAUCAUUAUGAAUAUGUCCUCAGGUGGACUGACAGACACAGUUUUUAAAUGUCUCCCAAAAGAAGUAGAAACACUGGACCUCCACAACAACCAGAUUUCUGUGGUACCACCAUCCCUCCUGAAACUGAGAAGCCUUUCUUUUCUGAACCUGAAUUCCAACAGACUGCGGGACCUACCGGUUUGUGAGACUUUCCCCCUCCUGAGCAGGCUUCUGCUCAAGUCAAACUCCCUCCAUGCCCCUACUGUGAGCAAGUUGGGGACUUGCCCAAAUCUGAAAAUCCUGGAUGUCAGUCACAACCCAUUCACUUGCACCUGCGCGUUAAGAGACUUCAUCAGACUGGGAACCAGAGCCGAACAUGGGAGAAGCUCCUCAAGCAUUCAACUGUUAAGUUGGCCUUUGGGAUACAACUGCACUUACCCAGAGGUUUUUAGAAACACCACUCUGAGAAGAUUCUGGAUCCCAGAGGUGUCCUGCAAUGUCGGCCUUCUAGCAGCAUCCAUCCUGCUGCCAGCGGUGGUACUGAUCGUCUCAGUCAUAUGUCUGUGCCAUCGACUGGAUGCUCUGUGGUACAUCGGCAUGAUCUGGCAGUGGACCAGAGCUAAACAUCGUGCAAGAAUGCAACAGCUUCGACCUGAAGAUCUUCAGGGUGUGGAGUUCCAUGCUUUUGUUUCUUACAGCCAGCACGAUGCAGACUGGGUGAAGAAUUCUCUCCUUCCCAACCUCGAGGGUCCUGCAGGAGGGCUGAGAAUCUGCCAUCAUGAGAGAAGCUUUGUGCCGGGAAAGACGAUCAUUGAUAACAUCAUCAGCUCUGUGGAGAAAAGCCGCCGUUCUGUCUUUGUGCUUUCCGCUCAUUUUGUCAAGAGCGAAUGGUGCCAUUACGAGCUGUACUUCGCCGGCCACCAGCACAUUCCUCUGGGCUCGGACAGCAUCGUGCUGGUGCUGCUCGAGCCUCUGCCGCAGUAUUUGAUCCCAUCCAAGUACUACCAGCUCAAAUCCAUGAUGAGCCGCCACACCUUCCUAGAAUGGCCACAGGACAGAGCCAAGCACAGGCUCUUUUGGGCUAACCUCAGAGCUGCCCUGCAGGCUGACCUGCCACAUGCACCAGUCACAGAUAUUACAGAGUGA